Messenger RNA from Penicillium malachiteum, 1830 nucleotides. Its product is annotated as WD40 repeat domain-containing protein. The transcript has 4 exons. The record is from RefSeq and is a predicted model, not a curated record. Lineage: Eukaryota; Fungi; Ascomycota; Eurotiomycetes; Eurotiales; Aspergillaceae. Gene Ontology annotation, cellular component: mRNA cleavage and polyadenylation specificity factor complex. Gene Ontology annotation, molecular function: protein binding. The coding region runs from base 1 to 1830 and encodes 609 amino acids.
AUGGCCUUUUAUGAUGAACAGGGAGGGGACUCUCAAUUCCCUGGCAGAUUCAAUAAGAACUUUGACGGACCGGUUGGACCCCGUCGUCCCAGACUCGUCACCGAUUAUGGCUCUUCGAUGGUACAAUGGAUGCGAACCCGACGACCGCGAUACCGAGGUGGACAUCGAAUGGAGGUGGAAAGACCUAGUGCCAGCUUUACCGUCGAUGUGAGUCUUGCGCAAACCCGCGCCUUCGAGAUGCUCCCACCAGUGGGCCGACCCCAUUCACCAAUUGACACAAUCCCCGUGCGACACCUACAUCAAUCUAUCGGAAAGUCGAAGAAGCCGAUCGUGGUGGUGCGAUGGACUCCCGAGGGCAGGCGACUGUUAACUGGUGGCCAUACCGGCGAGUUCAUGCUCUGGAACGGCACGGCAUUCAACUUUGAGACGGUUAUGGAUGCGCAUUACGAUCAAAUCCAAGCCGGUGUCACCUCUCUUGCAUGGUCUCAUAGUCACGACUGGUUAAUCUCAGGUGGACAAAGAGGAGACGUGAAAUACUGGCGACCGAACUUCAACAACGUUGAGACGAUUGAUGAUGCCCACCAUGACGCAGUUCGAGACUUGUCUUGGGCACCUAGCGAUACGAAAUUCCUCUCUGCAUCCGAUGACACAACCCUCAAGAUCUUCGAUUUCACCACCCGAACUUGCGAUACCGUUCUUACUGGCCACAAUUGGGAUGUCAAAUCAUGCGACUGGCAUCCGACGAAAGGUCUCCUGGUUUCCGGCUCAAAGGACCACCAAGUCAAGUUCUGGGACCCAAGGACGGCACGCUGUCUCACGACUCUUCACAGCCAUAAAAAUACCGUCACCGCGACUCGAUUCUCGCGGGUCAACAAUAAUCUGCUUGCUACGUCGUCGCGGGAUCAGACGGCGAGAGUUUUUGAUUUACGCAUGAUGCGCGAUAUUUGCAUCCUCCGUGGUCACGAGAAGCCGGUUUCUUCUCUGACAUGGCAUCCUAUUCAUAGCAAUUUGAUUUCUACUGGGGCAGAGGAUGGCUCCCUCUAUCACUAUCUGCUCGAUGAGCCAAACCUGCCUGCCGGCGUUGUUCCGACCGUGGCACCAUAUGACAGUCCUGACCCUGCCAAUACCCCUCCGCAGGUAAUCUACCCAGCUCAUCGCAUUCAAUACGCACACGGUGCUACGAUCUGGUCUCUAGACUGGCACCCUCUGGGUCACAUUCUUGCUUCUGGAUCCAAGGAUAAUUUUACUCGAUUCUGGUCGCGGGCUAGACCCGGAGAGACUAGCUACAUGAAAGAUCGCUUCCAUAUUGGCGAAGAGGCUGCGGAAGCUCAAGGUACAUGGAACCGUGGCUUUGGCCGCAAACAAAUGCGUGAAGAAGAGGAACAAGAAAUGCAGGAUGAGGCCGAGAGUUUGGUUGAUCAACGACGACCUGGUGCGUCCUCUCUGCCCGGAAUCCAGGGUGGAGGGCCUCAACCUGAUGGUCCGGGUCUACUACCUGGUAUCGGUGCGGCUCAACCUCCGCCUCCCUCGGCAAUGGCAGGUGGCAUGAGUGGCAUGGACCCUGGUCGCUUGGCUGCAAUCAUGUCUGCUCAGGGCCCUCCCCCGCCCCCACCACAGCAGGGCCCUCCAAAUGGCGGGAUUCCUGGAUUCCCUAUGCUUCCUGGAAUGGGCAGCGCUCCUCCUAUGAAUAUGGAUAUGGCACAGUUUCAAAAGCAGAUGAUGUCUCAGGGAAUGCCGAUGCCUCCUAAUAUGAACCUCCAAAACAUGGCAGCUGCGAUGGGUGGUCUACCUGGUCUGCAAGGUGGUAUGCCGAACAAUGGACGUCGUUAG